Oncorhynchus gorbuscha (pink salmon) is the source of this 781-nucleotide messenger RNA. RefSeq names its product phospholipid-transporting ATPase IH-like. The record is from RefSeq and is a predicted model, not a curated record. The annotation marks the transcript as partial. Gene Ontology annotation, cellular component: endoplasmic reticulum; recycling endosome; trans-Golgi network. The transcript has 7 exons. Gene Ontology annotation, molecular function: ATPase-coupled intramembrane lipid carrier activity. Gene Ontology annotation, biological process: phospholipid translocation. NCBI's taxonomy places the organism in Eukaryota, Metazoa, Chordata, Actinopteri, Salmoniformes, Salmonidae.
GUGGGGGAUGUUGUCAUGGCGAGGGAAGACGCAGACGUUCCCCUGUGACCUCAUCCUGCUCUCAUCCAGCCGCGAUGACGGAACUUGCUACGUCACCACCACCAGCCUGGAUGGCGAGUCCAGCCACAAGACCUACUAUGCUGUACCAGACACCAUGGUCUUUAAGACAGAGCAGGAGGUGGACUCUCUACAUGCGACUAUUGAAUGUGAACAACCACAGCCUGACCUCUACAAAUUUGUGGGGCGCAUCAAUAUUUAUAAGGAAAGUGAAGAUCCCAUAGCCAGACCCCUGGGAGCUGAGAACCUUCUCCUCAGAGGAGCCACUCUGAAGAACACAGAACACAUUUAUGCUGUAGCCAUCUACACGGGCAUGGACACCAAGAUGACGCUGAACUACCAGUCCAAAUCCCAGAAACGCUCCGCUGUAGAAAAGUCUAUGAAUGCAUUCCUCAUAGUGUAUCUGUGUAUCCUGAUCAGUAAAGCGGUCAUUAACACAGUUCUGAAGUACGCGUGGCAGUGGUCUGCUGACCACGACCAGCCCUGGUACAACCACAGGACCGAGAUCGACAGAGAACGCCAUGUGGUGAUCAGGGCGUUCACAGACUUCCUGGCCUUCAUGGUGUUGUUUAACUACAUCAUUCCAGUCUCCAUGUACGUUACUGUGGAGAUGCAGAAGUUCCUGGGGUCUUACUUCAUAGCCUGGGACAAGGAUAUGUACGAUGAUGAGCUGGGGGAGGGGGCUCAGGUCAACACAUCAGACCUCAAUGAAGAGCUGGGACAG